Molecule: messenger RNA, 1665 nt
Organism: Microcebus murinus (gray mouse lemur)
Lineage: Eukaryota; Metazoa; Chordata; Mammalia; Primates; Cheirogaleidae
Gene: PCID2
Product: PCI domain containing 2
Biological process (GO): poly(A)+ mRNA export from nucleus; post-transcriptional tethering of RNA polymerase II gene DNA at nuclear periphery; transcription elongation by RNA polymerase II
Cellular component (GO): transcription export complex 2
Molecular function (GO): double-stranded DNA binding; RNA binding
Source: RefSeq, a predicted model, not a curated record
CCGGAGACGGACCCCGGGCCGGAAGUGAUGGGGGCGGCCGGAACUGGUGGCGUUGUGGGCGGUGCUGGCUGCCAUGGCGCACAUCACCAUUAACCAGUACCUGCAGCAGGUGUACGAAGCGAUCGACACCAGGGACGGAGCGUCUUGCGCAGAGCUGGUGUCUUUCAAGCAUCCUCAUGUUGCAAACCCAAGGCUUCAGAUGGCCUCUCCAGAAGAGAAGUGUCAGCAAGUUUUGGAGCCCCCUUACGAUGAGAUGUUCGCAGCUCAUUUAAGGUGCACGUACGCGGUGGGGAACCACGACUUCGUAGAGGCGUACAAGUGCCAGACCGUGAUCGUCCAGUCAUUCCUCCGGGCAUUCCAGGCCCACAAAGAAGAGAACUGGGCUUUGCCGGUCAUGUAUGCGGUAGCGCUAGACCUUCGAGUAUUUGCCAAUAACGCAGAUCAGCAGUUGGUAAAGAAAGGGAAAAGCAAAGUUGGGGACAUGCUGGAGAAGGCGGCCGAGCUGCUGAUGAGCUGUUUCCGCGUCUGCGCCAGCGACACCCGUGCUGGUAUAGAGGACUCUAAGAAGUGGGGAAUGCUGUUCCUGGUGAAUCAGUUAUUUAAAAUUUACUUCAAGAUCAACAAACUCCACUUGUGUAAACCACUGAUCAGAGCAAUCGACAGCUCGAAUCUGAAGGACGACUACAGCACCGCGCAGAGAGUGACGUACAAGUACUACGUGGGGCGCAAGGCCAUGUUCGACAGCGACUUUAAGCAAGCCGAGGAGUACCUGUCCUUCGCCUUCGAGCACUGCCACCGCCUGAGCCAGAAGAACAAAAGGAUGAUUCUGAUAUACUUGCUGCCAGUCAAGAUGCUCUUGGGUCACAUGCCGACAAUCGAGCUCUUGAAAAAGUACCAUCUCAUGCAGUUUGCUGAGGUGACCAAAGCCGUAAGCGAAGGCAACCUGCUCCUGCUGACCGAGGCGCUAGCCAAGCACGAGACCUUCUUCAUCCGCUGCGGCAUCUUCCUGAUCCUGGAAAAGCUGAAAAUCAUCACCUACAGGAAUCUCUUCAAGAAAGUGUACCUGCUGCUCAGGACACACCAGCUGUCUCUGGACGCCUUCCUGGUCGCCCUGCGGCUGAUGCAGGUGGAGGACGUGGACAUCGACGAGGUGCAGUGCAUCCUGGCCAACCUCAUAUACAUGGGCCACAUCAAAGGCUACAUUUCGCACCAGCACCAGAAGCUGGUGGUCAGCAAGCAGAACCCCUUUCCGCCGCUGUCCACGGUGUGCUGAGCGCGGGCCGCGGUCCUCGUGGUCCUGCCGGUGCCGACACACCCAGCCCUGCCCGCCGAGGUGUCUGGACGCGGGGAGACCUCGCCGCGCACUCCUGGGACCAGGCCUGGGCGUGCCGGACACCCGUGCAUCCCGGCCUCCUUGGUCCUUUGUGAGGGCGCCAGCCUCACGGAGGCCGGGAACUCUUUCUUUGGAAAACGAAGGCACCUCUGCCGUCUGGAGAAGGCGGCUCUGUGUGAAGGCAGCUCCAGUUCGCUGUUCCUGAGUGUCGUUCCCAAGGCUGCCUGGCAGCUCUUUGCAGCUCCUUCUGUAAAAAAGGCAUAUUCUUCAUUAUACCUUCCAGGGUACAUCUAUUUUUAUAGAUUAAAUGUGAAUAUUUUAUGUUAUCAAAA